AUGUACAAAAUGGCGAUUAUACCAGAUUGGCAGACUUCAUAUCCUCACACACGAAAAAUCACAUAUUCAAGACCCCAUUCUUCACCAUGUAGAGUGUAUUCAAGGAAUGGUUUCCAAAAUAUGUUCAGACCGUCUUCUUCAACCACAGCUGUCGCAAACCCAAUGCUGUCCUUCUUAGACGUUAAACAGAUUUUAUUUCAAAAAAUUACCCAUAAAAGGGAGGAGUUGAAAAAAGCCUUUCAGCUGCUCGAUCCUGGUCAUACCCUGACAGUGUCCAAAAGUGAACUGAGAAGAACUGUCACAUCCUUCCUGCUGCCUCUCACCGGAGAACAGUUUCAAGACGUGUUGGCUCAGAUCCCCCUCACCAGCUCUGGUGCCGUACCAUACCUUGAAUUUCUGUCCAGAUUUGGUGGAAUUGACCCAAAUAUAAAUGUUAUAAAGAGGGGAGGUGAGAAUGAAACGAAUUUCUGCCGGACGUUAAAAGAGCUCGAAAUCCAAGUAGGAGAAAAGGUUUUCAAAAACAUUAAAACUGUUAUCAAAGCCUUACAGCUCAUGGAUGGUAACAAGACUGGACUGGUUCAGCCACAUGAGCUAAGAAGGGUCCUGGAGACCUUCUGUUUGAAGAUGAGAGACGAGGAAUACGAAAAGUUUUCAAAACACUACAACAUUGAUAGAGAUACUCCAGUGGAUUACAAUGUUUUUUUGAAGAACCUCAGCAUAAGUAAUGACUUGAACCUUAGAAAUUUUAUGGAAAAUCAAGAGGCCUCAUUGGGGAAUCAACCAGCCAAAAGUUCCAAAAAGGAGCAUGUGGUCAAUUCUGUGUCAUCAGAAGAUAUCUGGAAAAACUACUCCUUAGAUGAAAUUGAGAAGACCUUUUGCCAAGAGCUUUCAAAGUCCUAUGAAAAGGUUGAAAAAGCCCUCAGUGCGGGAGACCCCUGUAAAAGUGGAUAUGUGUCUUUGAAUUACCUAAAGGUUGUCCUUGAUACCUCAGUAUACCGGUUACCAAGAAGACUUUUUAUCCAGUUAAUGAAAAGGUUUGGACUUAAAACCACCACUAAAAUCAAUUGGAAGCAAUUCCUAACAUCAUUACAUGAGCCUCAGGGGUUGGAAGCUAGCAAUAUAGCUCCUCUGACAAAAAAAAAUAGCAUCAACUCUAGAAAUCAAUCUUGCAAGGAAAAUAUCAUCACAAAGUUAUCUAGACAUUCUGAAGACCGCUGUACGUCGCUGAAGAAAGCAUUACUGAUAAUCAACAGCAAACCUGAUGGACAGAUAACAGGAGAAGAGUUGCGACAUAUUCUAAGUUCCAUGGUUGUAAAAUUAAGUGAUUCAGAAUUCAAAGAACUAAUGCAAAUGCUCGACCCUGGGGACACCGGAGUGAUCAGUGCCAGCACGUUUGUUGAUCUGCUCGAAGAGAACACUAAUAUGAGAAAUGUAUCCCCCCAUACAGAGACCAGGACCCCUCUCCUCCUGGCUUGGGAUUCAGUGGAAGAAAUUGUUCACGAUGCAGUUACUAGGAAUCUGCAUGCUUUUUAUAACUUGCUGCAGUCAUAUGACCUUGGAGACACAGGGUUCAUUGGUCGAAAUAAUUUCAAGAAAAUCAUGCGUAUCUUCUGCCCAUUGUUAACCAAUGAACAUUUAAUGAAACUCUGCAGUAAGUUUCAGGACGCUCCUACAGGAAGAAUCCUUUACAAGAAGCUUUUGGCAUGCCUAGGAAUUAAUGGCCCGCACACUACAUCUCCAAUUCUUGUUCCAAAGGAUCAGCCAUUAAGUGAACGUUUUCAAAAAGAAGAACAGCAGCAUCCAGAUCAUUCUGAGAGAACCAAGCCCACUGAGGAUAAGACCACCAUGACCAAGAAUAUGACCAAAGAAGAAGUUAUUGAAAAACUCAAAAACUGUAUACAGCAGCAGGACCCAGCAUUCAGAAAACGAUUUCUUGACAUCAGCAAGGAACCUAAUGGAAAAAGCAAUACGCAUGACUUCAAGAAGGUACUGGAAGACAGCGGAAUGCCCAUGAGUGACGAUCAGCGUGCUCUGCUGCCUACAAAAAUAGGCUAUAAGAAAGAAGGAAUGAGUUAUCCUGAUUUUGCGACAGGAUUCCAAGAUACUCAGAUGAGUGGGCCCAAAGCGGCUCCCCCCGAGACGCCGAUUCCUCCAAAAAGCCACUUGAACAGCCACUUUGUAACUGCUGAAGAAUGCCUGAAACUCUUCCCCAAGAGAUUGAAGGAGUCAUUCCGGGACCCCUACUCUGCCUUCUUUAAAAUAGACACUGACAGGGACGGCAUAAUCGACAUGCAUGAUCUUCACAGAUUGCUACAGCAGCUACUGCUCGACACCAGAGGCGAGGAGUUUGAGCGCUUCCUUGGCCUUCUUGGCUUGAGACUGAGCGUCACUUUAAAUUUUCGGGAAUUUCAAAAUUUGUGUGAGAAGAGACCAUUCAGAACAGAUGACCCGCCUCAAAGACUCAUUAGACCAAAGCAGAAGGUUGCGGAUUCAGAACUAGCUUGUGAGCAGGCUCGUCAGUAUCUUGUUACCAAAGCAAAAAACAGAUGGUCAGACUUGUCGAAGAAUUUUAUAGAAACUGAUAAUGAGGGCAAUGGCAUUCUUCGACGACGGGAUAUAAAGAACGCUCUGUAUGGUUUUGAUAUUCCCCUGACACCCAGAGAAUUUGAAAAGCUUUGGACAAGCUACGACACUGAGGGAAGAGGAUACAUUACUUACCAGGAGUUUUUACAGAAAUUAGGCAUUAGCUAUUCACCAGCUGUCCAUCGGCCCUACGCAGAGGAUUAUUUCAACUUCAUGGGUCAUUUCACUAAGCCACAGCAGGUACAGGAAGAGAUCAGAGAGCUGCAGCAGAGUGUAGAGAAGGCCAUGCCAGCCAGGGAAAAGCUUAUGGACCAUUAUCAAGAUAUCAGCAAAGCACUCACCAAACUAGAUAAACCCCCAAACGGCUACAUAUCCAUAUGCAAAAUACAGAAAGUGCUGCAGGAAUGUGGUUGUUCUCUUAAGGAAGAGGAGCUGACCAGUCUGCUGAACAGUUGGGGAAUCAGCAGACAUGAUAAUUCCAUCAAUUACCUUGACUUCUUGAGAGCAGUGGAGAACAGCAAGCCAGCAAGACCUCAGCCAAAAGAAAAAGAAGAGAGCGUGCCAAUCAAUUUUUCCACCCUGAGUCCAGAGGAGGUGGUGAAGAACAUUCAGGAGGUCGUCAGCACCUGCCAGCCAGCUUUGCUGAAGGCAUUUUCUGCAUUGGAUAAAGAAGACACGGGGUUUGUAAAAGCUACAGAAUUUGGACAAGUUCUUAAGGAUUUCUGUUACAAACUAUCCGAUAAUCAGUAUCAUUAUUUUCUGAGGAAACUAAGAAUUCAUCUAACCCCCUAUAUAAAUUGGAAGUAUUUUCUCCAGAACUUCAGCUGUUUCCUUAAGGAGACUGCUGAUGAGUGGGUUGAGAAGAUGCCCAAAGUCCCGCCGCCCAGAUCUCCCAAAGAAACGGCGAACCGAGACAUCCUGGCGCGGUUGCACAAAGCGGUGGCUUCCCAUUACCACGCCAUCGCCCAGGAGUUUGAGAACUUCGACACCAUGAAAACGAACACCGCCUCCAGGGAUGAAUUCAGGGCCAUUUGCACUCGCCACGUCCAGAUCCUGACAGACGAGCAAUUUGACAGACUCUGGAAGGAGAUGCCAGUCAAUGCCAAGGGGAAGCUGAAAUACCAGGACUUCCUGACCAGGUUCAGUUCCGAGCGAGCAGCGACACCGCCGGCCACUGGCAACUCGGCCGGGGCCCAGAGAGGGAGCAGUGUCCCCCACGUCUCGGAAGGAAACAGAUCUGCCACCUCCUCACCCGCUUACAACCCGAGAGCAGGGCUGAAGUCGCGGAGUCACCCCUCUACUCCAGCGAGCACCGUGGCGAUCCCGAGCUGCCUGCCCUUGCAGAACUGCGAGCCCAUAGAGAGCAAGCUCAGGAAGAAGAUUCAGGGCUGCUGGCGAGAGCUCCUGAGAGACUGCAAGGAGAGGGACGUGAACAAGCAGGGGGACAUCACCACGGCCGAGUUCCUGGCUCUUGUGGAGAAGUUUGGCCUGGACAUAAGCAAAGAGGAGUCUCAGCAGCUCGUUGUAAAGUACGACUUAAAGAACAACGGCAAAUUUGCUUACUGUGACUUCAUCCAGAGCUGUGUUCUUCUGUUAAAAGCAAAGGAAACCUCACUCAUGCAGAGGAUGAAAAUCCAGAACGCACAUAAAAUGAAAGAAGCUGGUGCUGAGACGUCUUCCUUUUAUUCUGCUUUGCUGCGUAUUCAGCCCAAAAUCAUGCACUGCUGGAGGCCGAUGCGGCGCACGUUCAAGACCUACGACCAGGCGGGGACGGGGCUUCUGAGCGUGGCUGAUUUCAGGAAGGUGCUGAGACAGUACAGCAUCAACCUCUCCGAGGAGGAGUUCUUCCAUAUUCUGGAGUAUUAUGAUAAGACACUAUCUUCAAAAAUCUCCUACAACGACUUCCUCCGGGCGUUCCUGCAGUAG
This is a messenger RNA of Cynocephalus volans (Philippine flying lemur), 4509 nucleotides long. RefSeq names its product EF-hand calcium binding domain 6 (gene EFCAB6). Gene Ontology annotation, cellular component: nucleoplasm. The transcript is spliced from 30 exons. Gene Ontology annotation, molecular function: calcium ion binding. Lineage: Eukaryota; Metazoa; Chordata; Mammalia; Dermoptera; Cynocephalidae. The record is from RefSeq and is a predicted model, not a curated record. Bases 1 to 4509 code for a protein of 1502 amino acids.